CCAUCGAGUGCAGUGAUUGGCUGGUUCCUGAACGAGCUGAACAUCUCUGCAAAGCACUUCAACUUGUACAUCAGUCUAUCGAAUUCCUGCAGUCAUGUCAGAUCCACGCUUUGCCAGACUCAAGACAGAUCCCCGCUUCAGGCGCAUUCGUAAAAAGGAUUCCAAAGUCGUCGUCGACGAACGUUUCAAAGGCAUCUUUGACGGUGGCAAGAAAAAGAAGGGUAACAAGGGGCGUGUGGACAAAUAUGGUCGUCAGUUAACGGAUACCCACGAACAGGAUAAUCUCCGCCGUUUCUACCGCUUGGAGGGCGAGGAUGAGCAAGAACCCGAAGUCAAGAUACCCGACUAUGCUCGAGGCGCGGUUUUGCUUGAAUCAUCAGACUCGGAGGACGAGGAGGAUGUCGCAAAGGAUGAUGAUAGCGACAAUGGAGGUAUCAUCUCUCUGGGCCGAGAUAUUUCCAAGCCCAUUCCCAUCCCGGAAGAUGAAGUGGAAAUUGACCUGGACGAAGACAACUUUGCCGACCUUGAUGCUCAGGCUGCUGCACUCGCCGAGUCUCAAGCUGAAGAGGAGGCUCUCGAGAUUGAGCCUACCCGUCGCUUAGCAGUCGUGAACUUGGACUGGGAUCAUGUCCGUGCUAUCCAUCUUCACAAAAUUUUCUCCUCUAUGGUGUCUCCUACUGCUCCUGUCUUGCCUUCCUCCUCAAAGGCUUCGAACUUCAAAGAUAGGGCUGGUACUAUUUCUGUCAUAGCUCGCGGAAGGGUUCUUAGUGUGCGAGUUUACGCAAGUCAGUUUGGCAAAGAACGUAUGGCUCGAGAGGAGACGGAGGGUCCACCACCUGAGGUCUUCAAGAAGAAAGUAGACGAGGACGAGGAGGUCAAUGAACGGAACAUUUACGAGACUGGGGAGGGUGAAGAUUACGACGAAGAUGCUCUUAGGCAAUAUCAACUGGAACGCCUAAGAUAUUAUUAUGCUGUUGUGGAAUGUGACACAGUUGAGGCCGCAUCGCAUUUAUUCUCAGAACUCGAGGGUACGGAACUCGAACGCUCUGCCAAUGUCUUUGACUUGAGCUUCGUUCCUGACGAUAUGACAUUUGAUGACGACCCUCGUGACGAAGCAACGGACGAUCUGAACGUCCCUUACAGAGGACUUGAAUUUGUCACGGAUGCUUUGCGACACUCGAAAGUAAAACUAACAUGGGACGAAGACGACCCAGAACGUAUCCAAAUCACUCGUCGUGUGCUAUCCCGCAAGGAGCUCGAAGAGAAUGACUUUAAAGCAUACAUCGCUUCGUCAGAAUCGGAAUCAGAAGAUGAAGGUCGCAAGAAAGACAGGGCUGACCGCGAAAAGCUACGUGCCUUGCUCCUCAGCGGCGGUGAUGACACUCUUCCCGAGGGUUGGGGUGAUAGUAAAGGUGACAAGGGGGACGUCGACAUGGAAAUCACAUUUAACCCUGGUUUAAGUGGUGCCAUAGACGACAAGGACGAGACGACGCUGGAAAAGUACCAGAGGAAGAUGAGGGAGAAGAAGAAGAAACGGAAGGAGGAGAGGAAGGGAAAAGUGGAUGAGGAUGAGAAACCAAAGAAAUCCGAUGGACUGGACGAUGACUUCUUUGGUGGCAGUAGCGAUGAUGAAGCAGAGGACGAAGACAAGGAAGAAUCUGCUCCUGGCCCAAGUGCAAAACGGGGGAAGGACGCGAAGUCUAAAGGGAAGAAGAAACAGCCAUCUGCAGAACCUGAGGCUCGCACCAUUUCUACUGCGGAAGAACUUGCCCUCAUUGCUGCUUCUGACAAUCCUGCGGGUGAGGUCGAGCAUUUCGACAUGAAAGCUGUCAUCAAAUCGGAGAAGCUGAAGGGCAGGAAGAUGAAGGGCAAGAAGAAGAAGAGGCUUGAACAGGAGAAUGAGCUUCAAGAAGACUUCUCUGUCGAUGUCCAAGAUGAUCGGUUCAAGGCACUUCACGAGGAUCAUGCGUUCGCCAUUGAUCCCAGUAAUCCUCAUUUCAAGAAGACAAAGGGUAUGGCAGCUCUUCUGGGCGAACGUUCGAAACGGCAGAAGCAACAGACAUCCGAAGGGGUCGAACGCACCGCGUCGAAACGAAGUGCGGAAGAUGAACCUAAAAAUAGUCUUAAGAGUCUUGUCGAGAGUGUCAAGCGGAAAAGUGCUGCUGCUGAUCAGCCAGGAAUGGGCAAACGGAGAAAACUAUGAUCAUGAUGUCAUUCUCGAAUUGUUAAAAGGAUCCGAUACCGUGUGCUACAUCAGCGAACUAUGAGUACAUUAUCGAUACAGUAUUUCAGAACUUCUUCAUAACGGCUUGGUUCGGUUUAUGAGAUUUUGGCUUGAGAGAAGUCAAGUUCGGGGUGUGCAGCUUGGAAUUUCUUUAUAGCCUGUGCAGAUGGGCAUUGAAUAU
Molecule: messenger RNA, 2405 nt
Organism: Somion occarium
Lineage: Eukaryota; Fungi; Basidiomycota; Agaricomycetes; Polyporales; Cerrenaceae
Source: the annotation of a GenBank genome assembly